CCAGCCGAAAUCUUCACGCAAGAGAAAACUGGAUAUGCCAAUUAAAGACCGAAAGACGAAGAAUCCUUCUUACUCUAGAGCUAGGUCAUCAUCUUCACCUAUUGCUCUGGAAGCAUCAUCACCUCAAAGAAUGGAUAAUAGUCGACCACUUAUUGCCCCUUCUCGGUCUAGUUACUCGGUUUCAGAUCUCCUUCCUCUUUUCGAGGAUAUGUGUAAUUCUCAAUUUAAAAUGAGAUUUAGCUUUGAGCAAGUAGAUUCUGGCCCUCAAUUUGCUUAUCUCGCAAAGCUUUUUCCAGAGACUAUGUCUAUCAGUGAUUGUACAGGAACUUCCCAACUCACCGUAGCGACCAAAACCCCAAUGGAUCAAUUUCGCACAUACUUGUACUCUUUUCUUGAAGAUAAAGAUGGGAAUAUGAUUCAAGAACUCUUUGAGGGAGAUAGGUAUGAAUUAACUGCCUUCGGUCGUAUUCGCAUUAAGAGUGUUGAAAUUCCUUCUCCUACCAAAUCUUUUGAUUGUUCUCUCAAUGGAAGUAGCGAGAGUGAAGAUGAGUUUUAUGACUACACCCCUCUUUUAGAUGGCACACCGACUAAGAUGAGUAAAUCGCCCUCAGCAAAUGUAGCUUUUUCUUCUCCUUCGAACGAGUCAUCCAAGCUAUUAGAGAAAGGCACUGCGCCUCAGACUUCCCCAGCUGCCUCACAUAUGCCAUUGGUUACCUUUAAGGGUAUUCUUAUUCAUUCCUUGUACCUCAUUUUAUUUCAUCAUGUAUAGAUACUCAAGGAACUCUUUUCUCUUUAGAUCAUGCCACAUUGCAAAAUCCAUGGUCGACUUGUGGGAAUCACAAUUUGUCUCAUCCACCUAAGUCUCCUCAAGCCGUACACCAAGGGAUACUUCAUUCAUCUAUAUAUAUAUAUAUUGUUUUUACCUUCGACGUUUUCAUUGAGUAUCUCCUUCUAUUUUCACAGAAAAUACUUCUGACACAUUGGAAGAGACAGGCGAAAUUACUUCUGAUACCUCGGAAGAGGCCCAAAUUC
Messenger RNA from Camellia sinensis, 1032 nucleotides. The record is from RefSeq and is a predicted model, not a curated record. Lineage: Eukaryota; Viridiplantae; Streptophyta; Magnoliopsida; Ericales; Theaceae.